AUGGCUGAGAAAAAGAAGAGUAAGAGUAUGGGUGUUGGGGUUGAGGUGUACUCUGCAAAUUCGGAUUCUUGGAAGAAAAUUGAGUUGGGUUUUCGGUUUAAGGUGCGUUCGACCAAGAAUAAUGCCAUUGUGAAUGGAAAUCCGUAUUGGGUCGCGAAAAUCGACGAGGAAAAGGGUGUAGAGAGUAUUCUUGGUGAGGCUUUAGUGUGCUUUGAUGUGACAAAAAUGGUUUUCAAGAUUUUGCCCCUUUCGGGAUUUAGCCUUCGUGGAGGGGCUGAGGUGCCAUUGGUGGAUUGGAAGGGUUCUCUUGGUGCAAUUGUGUGUGAUAAAAACUUCGAAAGGGUUGAGUCUCUUGAUGUUUGGGUGUUAGAUGAGAGUGAGAAGAUUUGGACCAAGAAUCACACUUUUGGGCCGAUCGAGCUGAAAGUCGAUCGGAUUUUGCAGUGUUCUAACAAUGGGAUGAUUCUUGGGGAGUGCCCUGACGGCAAGCUGUUUGUGUUAGAUCCUCUGAGUGGAAGUGUUGAGGAGAUUGUUAUCGACGAGGCCCAAAAGCGUUCUUCUUUUGUGAUCUACGGAUAUACCGAGAGUUUGGCAUGUGUUGAAGGAAUGGAAAAGGUGGUGGUGAAGAAAGAAGUCGAGGAAGAAAAGUAUGAAGAUGAAGAUGGGGAGAAUUCGGAGGAGGGGCCGGAUAUCAACAUUGCGAGUUUAUUGGCAUUCUAA
Striga hermonthica is the source of this 720-nucleotide messenger RNA. The record is from the annotation of a GenBank genome assembly. NCBI's taxonomy places the organism in Eukaryota, Viridiplantae, Streptophyta, Magnoliopsida, Lamiales, Orobanchaceae.